This is a messenger RNA of Aureobasidium melanogenum CBS 110374, 822 nucleotides long. RefSeq lists its product as uncharacterized. Bases 1 to 822 code for a protein of 273 amino acids. NCBI's taxonomy places the organism in Eukaryota, Fungi, Ascomycota, Dothideomycetes, Dothideales, Saccotheciaceae. The transcript has 2 exons. The record is from RefSeq and is a predicted model, not a curated record.
AUGGCGAGCUUCAUCACGAAUUACAUACAAAAUACUGCCAUGGGCAUGCUGUCCAGCGGCAUUACCGCUGCUGGAAAUGUAGCUGGUAAUGCUGUUGGCGGUGUAGGCACCAUGAUUCAAAGCAGUGGACAAGCUGUUGGCAGUGGCAUUGAAGGCAGCAUCAAGAACUGGGGAGACUACAUCAAUAGCUACGGCGAUCGCGCAAUCGCCGCAACAGCACCAAACCCAGGCUCUGGACCAACAGCAGUCAAGAAGCAAAAGGCUCUCCCUGCACCAGCCAAAGGAGCAGGCGCAGUCGCGAAACAGAAAGCACUACCUGCUGCUCCUUCCUCAGCACAAAAGGCUCUUCCUGCUCCUGCAUCCAAGCCCAAGACACUGUGUGCAAACACACCUUCUUACGCAGGCGCAGUUAAGAAAACAGCUGCGUCUGCAGCAUCAAAACCCAAGAGUGCGGUUGGAGGAGGAAGCCCUGUGCCUUCUGUUGGUGGUCUACCCAAGCCUUCUGCACCAAAAACUUCGUCUCUGCCUCCGGUCAAUCCUAAGCCCUUGUCUCUGCCUCCUGUCAACCCUAAGCCCUUGGGCUCUUCAGCAGCAGGCAAAGUCAAGAUCAGCCCGGCGAGUAAGCCAAAGACCAGUGGAGGACUACCCAAAGCUCCAGUCGAUGGAUUGCCAAAACCGCCUGGUGUGAGUGGACUCACUAAAGCUCCUGCUGCUGCGGCGAAUGGUCUGCCCAAGGUUACAAGUUUGCCGCCUGCCAAUGUGCCAAAGCCUCCUUCGAGCGGAAAGGUGAGGAUUGAUCCUGCUAGCAGACCCAAGAAGUAA